Molecule: messenger RNA, 300 nt
Organism: Jaculus jaculus (lesser Egyptian jerboa)
Lineage: Eukaryota; Metazoa; Chordata; Mammalia; Rodentia; Dipodidae
Product: derlin-2-like
Exons: 3
Coding region: 1-237 (78 amino acids)
Source: RefSeq, a predicted model, not a curated record
AUGGGGAAUGAAAUGCCAAUGCAGAGCCUGUGGCCGGAGAACCUGCAGAUCCCACCCGUCAGCCACGCCUCCACCACCGCUUGCGUCCUCACCACCGCUACAGUGCAGUUGGAAUUGAUCACACCUUUUCAGUUGUACUUCAAUCCUCAAUUAAUUUUAAACACUUUUAGGGCAUUGCAGUUGUACACAUGUAUUUUUUCUUGGAAGAUGUAUUUCAAAAUGAGCCUGGCAGAAUAAGAAUUCUGAAAAUACCAUCUAUUUUGAGGAGCAUUUUUGAUACACCAUAUAAAGAUCCAAAUU